Messenger RNA from Salvia splendens (bonfire salvia), 1813 nucleotides. RefSeq names its product cytochrome P450 71AU50-like. Bases 148 to 1638 code for a protein of 496 amino acids. The record is from RefSeq and is a predicted model, not a curated record. The transcript is spliced from 2 exons. Lineage: Eukaryota; Viridiplantae; Streptophyta; Magnoliopsida; Lamiales; Lamiaceae. Gene Ontology annotation, molecular function: monooxygenase activity; iron ion binding; heme binding.
GGCAAACCCACAUUAACAUUAAAUUCAUAUACAUGGAAAAGACGUAGCAGAAUUGAUAUGAAUGGAAACACACAUCUAUAAAUCCAUUCAAACAAGCUUACACAGAGAUCUAUCAGUACUCAAACCCAAUAAAUUUAGCAAAAAAAAAUGGAACUUACUUGGUUAUGGCUUACGUUUGUGGCCAUUUUAGCUGUUUCUUUGGCUUCGUUGGCUACGAGGACGAAGAAGAAGCUGCCUCCAGGUCCAAAAGGGAUCCCUAUUCUGGGAAAUCUACACAUGCUGGGGAAGAAUCCUCACCACGAUCUGCAAAGGAUUGCCAAAGACCACGGCCCCAUUAUGUACAUGCGAUUUGGGUUCGUUCCAAACAUCAUCGUUUCAUCUCCUGAGGCAGCUGAGCUUUUCCUCAAGACACACGAUCUUGUUUUUGCCAGCAGACCACCUCAUCAGGCUUCUAAGUAUCUCUCAUGGGAUCAGAGGAAUCUUGCAUUCGGGGCUUAUGGUCUGUAUUGGCGCAACAUGCGCAAGCUAUGCACCUUGGAGCUGCUCAGCACCCUUAAGAUCAAUUCUUUCCGGCCUAUGAGAAGGGAAGAGCUUGCUCAUUUCGUUGAAUCUCUCAAGGAAGCAUCCCGACAACAUGUUGCUGUCGAUCUUAGUGCCAAGGUCGCAUCCCUGAUCGGAGAGAUGAGCUGCAGAAUGGUGUUCGGUAAGAAAUAUGACGACAAAGACAUAGAUGACAGAGGCUUCAAAGCGGUGAUCCAAGAAGUAAUGAAACUAACAGCGGCUCCCAAUUUGGGUGAUUACUUUCCUUUCCUCGGAGUCUUGGAUCUGCAAGGGCUGACAAGGAGGAUGAAGGUAAUUGCAAAAGUUUUUGAUGUUUUCUUUGAGAAAGUUAUAGAAGACCAUGUUCGAGCAGGGGAUCGUCCUGAGCAGUCCAAAGAUAUUGUUGAUACCAUGAUGUCGAUAAUGCAAAGUGGAGAAGCUGAAUUUCAGUUCGACAGACGUAAUAUCAAGGCCAUGAUGCUGGACUUGCUCGUAGCUUCAAUGGACACAGCAGCAGCAUCGGUUGAGUGGAUACUCUCCGAACUGUUGAGAAAUCCAACAGUUAUGAAGAAGCUACAGAAAGAGUUGGAACAAGUGGUGGGAUUGAAGAGGAUGGUUGAGGAGUCUGACCUGGACCAACUCGAAUAUCUCGACAUGGUUGUAAAGGAAAGCUUUAGGCUGCAUCCAGUGGCUCCGCUGUUGAUUCCUCACUAUUCUAGGGAAGACAGCAAGGUUAAUGGCUACGACAUACCAAAAGACUCAAGAAUACUCGUCAACACUUAUGCAAUUGGGCGCGAUCCAAAUGUAUGGAGUGAUCCAGAAAUGUUCAUUCCGGAGAGGUUCACCAGCAGUGACAUUGAUGUUAGGGGACAACAUUUCCAGCUCCUCCCAUUUGGCGCUGGGAGGAGAGGUUGCCCCGGAAUCCAACUGGGCUUCAUCCAAGUUCGACUGAUCGUGUCACAGUUAGUCCACUGCUUCGAUUGGCAGCUUCCAAAUGAUAUGACGCCAAAGGAGCUGGACAUGGAUGAGGAGUUUGGCCUUGUUGUUUCAAGGGUCAAUCAUCUCAUGGCAAUCCCCACGAUUCGGUUGCAGAACUAGCUUUUUAAGCAAACUUUUAUGAUUUUGAUUCCUGAAAACAAUCUACAUAGAAGCAAAGCAAGACAAGCUAAUAAGUACUCAAAGCCAGGCUAUGAGAUAUCAAAAUUAUUUCAAGUCAUGUUCGAUUGUUGCAUAGUUGUUCAGUUGAAAUAUGAAAUCAUUAAUUAUUUAAUUA